GCUCCCAGCAUCGGAGCCCAGGAAGGGAUUAAGGACUCAAGGUGGUGAGGAUCGGGGCGCCAAGAUGGCCAGAGGGAGCCCAGGUCCGCACUUCGUGCUCUGGGUCUGCUUGGUGCUGGCGGUGGACUAUGGAGAAGGGCAGGAGGGAAAACCCUUCGGUGAAACGUGCCUGGAGGACUUUAGGGCAGGAAUGCCGGAUUUGGUGUUGGAUACAGACGCCUCUGUCCAGAAUGGAGCCACCUUCCUGUCGUCCCCCAUGGCCCGCCGGAGGAGGGACUGCAUAAGAGCCUGCUGUAGGGAGCCUGCUUGUAACCUGGCUCUUGUGGAGCAGGACCCGGGCACGGAGGAAGACCACAUCCGGGGCUGCUUCCUCCUCAACUGCCUCUACGAGCAGGCUUUUGUCUGCAGGUUUGCCAGGAAGGUCGGCUUCCUCAACUUCCUGAGGAAGGACGUGUACGAUUCCUACCUGGCAAUGCAGGAUCCCAGGUCGAACGAUGACCGUCCUCCAAUAGCCCGCACUGCCAAGGACAUGAGGGUACAGCCGGGAGAGCCAGUGAUGCUGAGAGGCAUAGAGAGCACGGAUGACCGAGGGAUAGUAAGCUAUGAAUGGAAACAGGUCGUCGGGAACCCCUCCGUGGAGAUGAAGAAGCACAAAGACGAUCAAGUAGAGAUCUCCAACCUACAGGCAGGGAUUUACGUCUUCCAGCUUACUGUCACAGACACUGCACAACAGCAGGACUUCACCAACAUCACCAUCAUGGUGCUGGAUUCUGAGCAGACUGAAGAGCAUUGUUUGACUCCUAAGAAGGUGGGUUGGUGCCGGGGAUCUUUUCCGCGCUGGUUUUACAACCCGAGCCUUCAGCAGUGUGAGGAGUUCAUUUUUGGUGGCUGCAAGCCCAACAAGAAUAACUAUUUAAGGGAAGAGGAGUGUCAGCUCGCCUGCAAGAAUGUUAGAGGUUCUGUUGGUGGGCGACAGCAGCCAGUGUGCAAUGGGAAGUGUCAACCCCCAUUCUUCAAAUGCAAGGAUGGUUGCUGCAUCGAUGCUUAUCUGGAGUGUGAUGAAACUCUUGACUGUGCUGAUGGAUCAGAUGAGAUGUAUUGUGAACGAUAUGCUCGUGAGUUCAACAGACUACAGAAAAUCAAUGUCACACACCAGCAAGAUCACUGUGUGGAGUUGCCUGAUACUGGACAGUGCACCGAGAGCAUCCCUCGCUGGUACUACAACCCGUUCUCUGAGAAAUGUGACCCCUUCACCUAUGGGGGCUGUGGAGGCAACAACAACAACUUUGAAAAGGAGGACGAGUGCAUGAAAUCAUGUUCAGGCAUCACAAAAGCAGAUGUCAUUGGCCGGAGAUGGGAAUCAUUUGAGCCCCAAAGUGGUCUCUUAAGUGCUUUUGAGGUAGUGAUUGCUGUGCUCCUCGGGAUCUGCAUCAUGGUGGUCCUGGCCAUCAUUGGCUAUUUCUUCCUGAAGAAAAGGAAGAACAGCGGCCGGCAUCAGCCAUCUACUGCUACCAACUCCACCCUCUCCACCACAGAGGACACUGAGCGUCUGUUUUACAGCAGUGCCACCAAACCAGUCUGACCAACAGCCUCUCCCCCUCCAGCCCAGUAAUGGGGCACUCCCCAGAACUUCUGGAGUUCUGUUUUAAGACACGGGCCAGUGCCUGAAGGACGUUUUCCCUUUGAAGACAUUUGUCAGGCCAAGGUCUAGCCGUGAUUUGGCAGUACUGGUGUUUGUUAUUGUGUUGGCUAAAUGGCUGCUCUGGAAAGUGAGGAUCUGGGAGCAUUUUGAUGCUCUGUGAUGUCUGUCCCUCCCUAACCUCAAACAAUCCAGUGAGACUCUGAAUUACAUCUUACUUCCUGCUCAAACCCGGAGCACAACUCCACUCAACUUCCUGAAGGACCCUGGGACUGGAUCUGAGUAGCCUUUGCACUGGUGAAUAGUGAAAGCUCACCAGAGCCACCAA
Messenger RNA from Pezoporus flaviventris, 1967 nucleotides. RefSeq names its product serine peptidase inhibitor, Kunitz type 1 (gene SPINT1). Gene Ontology annotation, molecular function: protein binding; serine-type endopeptidase inhibitor activity. The coding region runs from base 65 to 1582 and encodes 505 amino acids. NCBI's taxonomy places the organism in Eukaryota, Metazoa, Chordata, Aves, Psittaciformes, Psittacidae. The transcript is spliced from 11 exons. The record is from RefSeq and is a predicted model, not a curated record.